CGGCAGGCGGACCGGCAGGAGGACUACAGAGCCCGGCAUGCCCUGCGGCAGGAGGACCGGCGGGAGGACUACAGAGCCCGGCAUGCCCCGCGGCGCGCGCGGCUCCAAGAUGGCGGCGCCCAGGGACGGCACGAGCGCGGACAGCGACUCGGACUCGGAGAGCAGCGGCGGGGCGGCAGAGCGAUUCCGGGAGGCGGCCUGGGACUGCGCGAAGCAGCAGGCGGAGUCCCGAGGCGGUGAGAGACGAGGCGGUGCCCUGCCUGUGCCAGGCUUUGGGCGCAGCUCUUUCUCACGUCCUACUGAGCAGCGGGAGGCUGCUCGGCCCAGCCUAAGACGUGAGGUGAAUGACCAUGAUGAGGAUGGAAAUGAGCUACAGACCACACCAGAGUUCAGAGCACACGUUGCAAAGAAACUGGGAGCAAUGCUAGACAGUUUCAUCACUGUCUUGAAGGAUUCAUCAGGACCUUCAGCAGCUUGUGUGCAGCAGUUUGACUGUGGAGAUGAUGGUUUUCGCCUCUUCUCCUCCUCUGUCCCAGGAGGCUGUGGGCAAUCAGAGCGAAGCCCUGCCCCAAGGAGGAGACGGCCACCCAGUUCCAGUGACUCAGACAGUGACCAAGAGUGGCAAAAGUACCAGGAGGCUGCUGUGUCAGCAGCAGACAUUCUGAAGCAAAGUGCUUUUCCUGCACUGUCCCAGGAUUUCAGCCAGAAUACGUGUCAGGGUUAUGUGGAGCACAGACAGAAGAAAAAGAAAAGAAAGAAAAUUAAGGGAGAGAACAAAACUGAAGAGAAAAUAAUAGACCCAGCAGAGUGUGACCAGGACAGCAGAGAUUUGCCACGGUUGGUUUCUGCAAAUGGACAACACAAGAGACAGGACAGCAAUCAUACAGAUAACAACACGGUGUCACCAGGGGCUGUGAAGAAGAAAAAGAAGAAGAAAGAGAGAGAAUAAAUGCUUUGCUCUGCAAAUGGACAGAUGGCAUCUACACCCAGGGUACCACCCGUUCCCCUUGCUGCAGCAUGUUAAAACAGCUCAGAUGGCUACAGAAGGCUAAAAAGAAGUAACCUUUUGGAGUCCACGUUAAAACAAUGUAAGAAACUCCAGUGUGAACACAUAAAAAGAUGUCUUUUAGUUUCAAAGAUUCAUGUUUAUUGUAAUACAAAAAGAGCAUUUAAGAAGCGGUGAGAUUUGAGAUUCUCCUACUGAUGCUUUGAUACAAUUUGUGUGCGUUUUACUCCCAAUUACAAUUUUGCUCAUCCCCACCCCACCCUAGAAGACAUAGCCAAUAGUAGUAAUUGUGCAUUGCAGUUACAGCAUCCAACCACAAUACAUAGUUUAUUCGUAAUGCAUCCUUAGAAUUCAAGGAUUUUAAGAGUGAAGACAACAGAUUGGGGGUCUCCUGCAAUGAAUGACAGAGAAGAUUCUGUUACACAACGUUACUUAUUUAUCUUUUUCUGUGGUAUGAUGAUUUCUUUUAUUUAAACUAAGAUGGAGACUGUUAUCACUGUUCUUAUUUAAAAGGUUGCCUGCUCUGAGUUCUGUGAGUGUACGUGCUUGUUGUGUGCUUUGGGGGUGAGGGGGGACACAGCCCCGAGUUCAAAAAUAACCAUCAGUCUGCCAAGGGAACUGUAAAGAGAAGAAAACGUAGCAACAAAUGAUCUGCCUAUAUUGUGUGGUUUCAAGGAUUCCUUAUACACCCAGAAGCCUUCUGCCUUGAUUCUGUGCACCCUGCAGCUGCAGAGGCUUUUAGAACAGCCUGUCUUGAAGCCAGUGGGAUUUGAAGACUGUGAGAACCACGAAAUGAACGUCUGCUUGUAGGUUGGGACCUCACUGAAUGCUACGGCUGGAUGCCACGUGGAGAAUCCUGAGCUGAAUAUGGAAUCUAUUCAAGUACUGGAAAGGAGGUAAGUCUUCUCAAUCACUUUAACAUUCUAAACUAUAGGCACAUAAACAACAAAGAAAAGAAGAAAGAAAUAAGUGUUCUUUAAACAACUCCCUCAUCACCUUUACCUUCACUGUAACUCACCAGCCCGUGUUAGUGAAUGCUUUGAGGCUCUGUUCAGUAUUUCAGGUUCUCCAGUUCUCCAGUGCAGGAAAACUAGUGAUCUUUAUAGUGUUUCUUCAGAGUUCCAAAUUAUGAGCAAUCAGACCGUGCACUUGGGAAAAAGAGAGGAGACUGCUGCCAUGUAUUACCUAGCACUCCUAUUUUGUGCACUGACACAACAGAUUGCAAUAUGGUAUUUCUCAGGUUUUUACCAUUUCCAUAACAUGCUGCUGGGAGGUGUGAGGUAUUAAGGAUAGCAGAGGCCAAGGUGGGUAACAGCAAAGCUUUAAGGCUGGAUUCCAGUUCUAGUAGCAGAGCAGAAAGUAAACAGUAGAGUGCCAUAACCCAAACAAUAUACUUCUGUAGCUAAAUUGCACCUCACAGAUUUUGCAUUGAGAAUGAGUAUUUGAAAGGAGUUUGUUUUGCUGUACUCACUUUCAUUUAUUACCAGUGUUUAGUAUGUGUUGAUUUCCUUAAUUGCAACAAUUUGCUGGGCCGUGACUUGAUUCUUAAAUUACUCAGACUGAUGUGAUCCUGGUGGUUUUGGCAGGGCCAGCUCUUCAAGUUUGGAAAUACUGAAUGAUUUUGCUCAUUCUUCUCUUGUUUGCAGUACCUGCUUUUAAAUUUCUUGCUGCAAAAUUGCUUGCUUUUCCUUAAAUUCAGUGCUUCAAUGAUAAGACAUAAGCAGCUCUACUACACUAAACUGGCCAGCAGUAGCAGCAGGCUUGUGAAUAAUGUUUUAUUAACAGAUUGGUUUAGAUGCACAUUUGAGAAACAUAUCAAUUAGUAAUCACAAAAAGUCAGAUUUCUAUUUUAUUUUAAUGGCAAACAAAGAAUAAACAUAAUUUCCCAGCACGUAGCAGGGGGGUUGAAACUAGAUGAUCAUUGUGGUCCUUUUCAACCCAGGCCAUUCUACGAUUCCAUUCUAUGAUAGUAAAGACUCUUUAAACAUGCUUGAAUGCUUUGCACUGUUAUAUGUUUUUCAGUUAUGUUUUUCUUCAUUUAUCCUGAAGUACAGACAGUCUAGGCCAUUUUAGGUAAGGAUGUGUCCACUUCCUCCAUUAACUGUUCCAACAUAAUCUUUCUCUGCUGCAUUUAAUAGAGUAAUUGAACUGUGGAUUACUUAAUACUGGCAGCCGCUGCAUGAAAGUAUAAAUGGGUAUAUAGUAGAAUAUACAGUAGGAUUUUCUUAUUAUUUAGACUUAUUAGUCUGUAUUCUCCUUAUUACACCAGGGAAAAACCCAAGUAAUAGACAGUAGGGUCCUGUGAACAGACCGGAGAGCAGACAAUAGACUCCCAAAGCCUGAAUUCUAGUAUCAGUACGACUGUUACCUUUGUUUUCAUGUGUUCAGUUAUAUCCAUCCUUAAGAGUUCCUGAUGAAAAAAUACAGUAAUUAGCUAAGAUAAAGGCAGCCCAAUGUGACUUCAAGGAACACAAAAGGGAAGAAAGAAAUCUAACUAUUUCUAUGACAGAAAUGCUCGCAGAGCGAGCUUGUAUGGGUCUGUGAAUGCGGUGGGAACAUUACCACUGGUGGAAGAAAUGCAGAGAAGUGGUUCUCCUAGUAAUUCUUUACCAUUUUACUCUUCUUCCUGCUGAGAGUGCGAAAUGCUUCAUUGGCCUGAAUGGCAUUUAACAUCACCCCUGUGAAAUGUGAGAGUUAUUAUUACAGUGUUUGCUCCUAUUUCCACGGUUGGAGAAAAAAGAAUGCAAAUGACAAAACUGAUUCUAAUUUGUGCCCUGGGAGCUCAGUCCCAAGUGGUACCCAGGACUGUGAACAAUCCAAGGUAAUUGCUGUUUGUGUUGUUUCCAGAGGGUCAGAUUUCAGUGUUGGUGCAAACCCUGGGUAUCUCAGUGGGAAAGGACUCAGAUACAUGGUGUUAAUGUUCCCAAUAUAUACACAUUUAAUGCUUUAAUUGAGUAAUAUUUGUUGUAAAUAUGAAUAGUAACAUAACUGAAAAAAUGACUUUACAAAAAAGGAAAGUUAGUUUUUAUUUUGUUGUUGUUUUUUUCCUCCUUCCUACUUUCAAUUACAAGUAAGAGUACAAUCAGAAAAUUUUUAGAGGGCAAUGCUCUGUUGUAACUGAGACACAGGAACAGCCUAACAAGUUCCUCAUUAUCACUACUGGCAGGAUGCAGUUGCAUUCAGAAAAAUGAAUGUUUUGCUCUUUAUGAUCAAAGGCUGUGUUUAAACUUUGGGAUUGUCGGUGAUGCUGAGGCUGAACUGUAGCAGCCAUUAAGAACUACAGCAGAUGCAGAGCGGGGAGUUCUGGUGUGAAAAUGCCUUAGGACCCAAUGGCUUUAAAUUAGAGGUGAUCUCCCUCUUUACAAUUCUUAUUCUGGUACAGAGAAUCAGGACAGUGUCCUUCUCAUUCAUCUGUCAGUUCCCCCUUCACAUACAGACAGCCUCCAUCAUCAGGGUGAGGAUGUUUGAGAAUAGGAACAGCUGAAGAGCUCAGUUAAUGAAGGAGUUUCCCACUAGGUGGUAGUGAAGAGAAUCAUGUCGCAUACUGGUCAGAGCACGUUUUAAUUAUUUUUUAUCAAGGGGAAUCCCAUGAGGAUCUUACAAGCAGAAUAGCCUAGCAUAGCUCUGAGCUAUACUGUCAAAACUGGAUCUCUUCAUUUUUUUCAUUCCUUUUUUACUUAUUUCCAUGCCAUUUGUUCCUCCCAAAGCCAUGCAGGGUUGACAGCUUUACUUAUUAUGUCCUCUCCUGAAAGGUGAAGUGAAUCUACAUGAAUCUAUUCUGGCUCUCUUUCCACCUCCAUUAUAAAGGCAUAAAGGCAGAGUUGGAUAACGCCAUUUAAGCCCUUAGGAGGUGAGGACUUUGCAGCCAGUCCUUUGAUCUGAUUCUCCACAUACUUUCCCAUCUGUGCUCUGAGAGCUACAUAAAAGAAAAUACAAUAUUUUUGGAUGCUGCUAGUUUUGAAAUACUUUGACAAGUCAAAGCAGUGCAUCAGUCUAUAUCAAAGACACCAGACAGAACAGCGGUUUUGGAAGGGCUUUGUAAUGUCAGAGUACAUUCUCACUGAAAUUCAGAGUAAAGCUCCCCUGUAGGUCCAAAGCAAGCACAUACAAAAGAGAUUAUGAGAAAAUUAUCUGGGGGGAUGCAGGCUGUGCUCCCCUUUAGAGUAACACAGGUGCUGGGUCUGCAAGGAGGAACACAUUUCUCCUUGAAUUCAUCCAGCUACUCUAACGUAAUGAUAGACCAAGCUUGCAAAAUCAUGUAGUAGUUUAUGCACCAACCCUGAGAUGCUGGAAAAAAAAUUAUACUUCAAUAGCUCAUCAGCUAAAAAUCACUUGUGUCAAAUUAAUGUGCUGUAAAUUUUGCAAGAUAGAAAUUGGAAGCGUUUCAAUAAACAGGAAUACUGUUGCUUUAUAGA
Meleagris gallopavo (turkey) is the source of this 5421-nucleotide messenger RNA. NCBI's taxonomy places the organism in Eukaryota, Metazoa, Chordata, Aves, Galliformes, Phasianidae. The record is from RefSeq and is a predicted model, not a curated record.